UCUUCACGCACUCACGAAAACAAAAAUGGCGUCCGCGAGUUUGUUUUUAUUGCGUGAGUGCUAGAGUAAACAUUGGACAAAAAAUUGGGGUUUUAAAUGGAUUUAAUGUGAAUUUUGAAGCCGGAAAUCGGUUCACGAAUGUGCCAGCAAUAUGAAGAGAAAACUAAACACAUUGGAGUUGAGACGGCUGAGGGAAGGUGGCCAGCAGCAGAAUGAAGAGAUUGAACUUUCGCCCAGCAAAAAGAGGUCAACGGAGAGCGGUGGCAGAGGGGCAGUUCCGAGGGUCAGCGCCGCGAGGAAUCUCUUCUCUAGCGGAUCGAGGUCCAGGGAAGAUCCCCGGGAACAUCAGGAUUUGACCCGCGAGGAAAUAGCGCUCAUGUUUAUGGAGGUUUCUGAGAAAAUCGACCGCUGCUUCGACUUUGACAUCCAAAAGUGGCUGGACCGGUACGAAGGGCGGCGCCAUGGCGAGGAAACCAACUUCCCGGAGGCGGCCAUGCUGGUGAUGAGUGCCGCCCAGAUUUACGGUCGCAAGGUCGACUACCUGGAGGACAUAAUCAUGCACAUGGGCCAGGACCAGAAGGCCCGCGAAGGCAACGAGGAUGGCGGGAAACAAGCCGCGGACAAACCGGUUGGACGGAGGCGAGCUGUCCGGUUUCAGCCUCAAUCGUUGUCGGAUUGUUUCAGCGAUUUGGAGUUUUCCUGCGUGGAUCGAAAGACGCUCGCGUUUGGGUCGUUGGUGGCUCCGGUCGAACGAAUCGGCAUCGAUCGGAGGAACAAGUUCCAGCUGAUGCAGGAGCUGUGCAAUGAACUGCGGACCAUGCCAACGAAGCAACGCCGACAGGAGAUUCUUAAUAGGCUGCGGGAUGAGGCCAACAUUCCGCCAAUCAUGUCCAGCCAUACGGCCGCGAGAAAGAACCAGAUUCUGGACCUGGAGUCGGGCGAAACGAUCGGCACGCGGUACGACUUCCAGAUCUUCCUGAACUUUAUCGAUGUGCGAACAGGAUCGCUCCGUCCGGAACACGACCUAAAGCGAUUCUUCCAGCGGUGCGACGUAAUUGACUAUUUGUACGAACAGCAGGAGGGCGAACGAGACCGGGAUGAGUGCACGCCACCGAAGCCGGUGUUUCCGUUGAAGCCACGCGAGUUCAAGAUGUACAUUCCGCCGGAAUAUCUGCGCGAACGGUACCGCAUCGAGAUUGAAGACACUUCGGACUUUGACAACGAGCUGCACCGGGCCAAGAGCAGCAAUUUCCGGAAGGAUCCCAUCUGGAAGCUGAUGAAUGGCCAACCUCCGCCACCUUCUCAAGAGGAACCUGUCGUUGAACUCGACGGUCCUCCGGAGGACGUUUCUUUCUCGAACGUGCUAUCAUCGUCCAGGUUGGACAACGCUGUGACGGAGGAUUCGGAGCCAAAUCCCAGCCAAGAAACAACCCCCGAACUCAACUCUAGCCAGGAAUCGGCCAUCGAGCAAGAACCAUCAUCCCAGACGACGGAUAUCCACGGCGACGCGCCAGAACCGGAACUGAUGGCACUCGAGAACCAACAGCCACCGUCAACCGUCCCAUCCGACCCGACCCAGCAAUUGAGCCAGUCCCGGCUCAGCAUGGAAUCGGCCGACGAGGGCAUCGGUGGCGAUCGGGAAUCUCUGCUGUCGCGGUCCUGCUCGCUGGACAAGUUGAGCGAGUGCUCGCCGGAAACGCCGCUGUUCUUCUGCUCCGGAACCGUCCUCGCGACGACUGCGCCGAAAACGACCAUCUCGCUGAAGCCGGCGCUGCUGAGCUUGAACGUGCUGAAGAUUCCCGAGUGUCACCUGCGCAAGCAUCUGAUAUUUGCGCUGACGAUGGAGUACAAGAAGAUGAAGAUGGAUUUGGUGCGAAAGAGCAGCUCCAAAGGGAAGGACAUCUUUACGUUAAAGCUGUACAGCUUGAGCCACCGAGCUCCGAAGAAUCCGGAAUGGGUGAGGCGGCCCAGCACGCCGGAGUUGGAAGACUUUCUCGGCUUUGACGAGUUUGCGGAGAUUUUGGACGGUCCGCACGGCAAGAGUCUGUACAGUUUAGCGCCACCGAGCGACGGUGCGCCGUCGAUAGGGUCCCGUGCGUCCACUCCUGAACUGGACUUUUUCGGCUUUCAAAAUGACGAUCCGGAACUGGACGAACCAAAGCCUGUCGAUGAUGUCGCCAAACAGGAAUCAGUGCCGAAUGACAUGGCGGUCGCACCGGAAGUGGAAUCUACGGUCCAACCCGGCUCGCAGGAGUCCACUCCGACGCGAACAAUGUCCCGCGAUUCGGGCAUUUCCGACGAUCAAAACAGUGGCGAUAGGAGAAGGAGCGAUUCAACCGAGGAGACGCCGGCUAUUUCCGCGAAACCCGAUGAACCAUCUACCGCGGGGCCUCUACUGGCUCCGGAAUCUGCCCUAAACAGUGAAAAGUACCUGAAGAGCGUUACGGAAGCAAAGGAACUCAUCGAGAAGGUCAACAAUUGGCACCGGAAGUUGAAACCUAUCCUAGCAUUAUCGGAAAAGCGGAACCACUUUGACAUCCACGCUUACGGGACGGAGAUCAUCAACUCGUUCGGACCGGAAGUGGCGGAGGAACCGUCUUCGCCGCAGCUGAUCAACUUUGCCCAGGUCAUGGAACAGAAGCAGGAGGACUUUACGGCGCGGUACUUCCUGUCGAUGCUGAUGCUGGCCAACACGAACAACGUGGAGAUUGUGGCGCGGAACCAGGACCCGAGCCGGCUAACCCAGAAGGAGGACAUCGAGCUGCGACUGCUGAGCCGGAAGCGACACCACCAGGAAAUGGAGAGCAUGGGCGAACGGAUACCGUGUGACAACACGCAGCUCGACGAGGGUAAGCCGGGUCGGGGAAAGAAGCGAAAGCGACGACAGAUCGCGGAAGAGGAAGCGCAAUUCGGCGAACCGGAAGCAGUCAGCGGAGUUCAGCGACUACGCGUGGCAGACGACGACUGCGACGAAGGUUUCCUGGACAACAUUCGCCGGAUGUAUCCGGAUGUGAACGGCGAGGAGACGAUGCGGAAGCGGAUGGCGUUCCGUCGGGGGAUGCGACGCUGUGCGUACGGGCUGUCAACCGAUGAGCUGUUGGCGGAGGAAAAAACGCCUCCGUCGCUACCAACCGCGACGGAACAAGACCCGGACGAGGUUCUGUCGGUGGAUUUGUUGACGAACGAAGCUGUGAUUAUGGCCGCCCCGUGUGUUCCACCAGUGCCCGUGGAGGAUGAUCUGUGCUGCUCCAAGAGUUUGUACUCGACGGCAGAAUCCGGCUACGAGUCGAUGCUCGGCGGAAGCUUGCUUUGAGGUCCAGUUUUGCACCUGGGGACCCAACUACUCACACAUGGCGAACCUCUCUAGCACGUGUUCAUACAGAGUUGGUUUAUUUUGUAGGAAUAGUUUGUUGACUAAUUAGGGCGAAUUUCGCGAACAAUUUUGACACAGGAUCCUUGCGUACAACAGUACUACUUUUUAGCACCAUUAGCUACCUUUUCUCCCAGUACAAACUGAUGCACAGAAUUUCCAUUGUAUAGUUUUUACAACUAAACCAGUGACUUUAUUUUGUUUUCCUUAACCUAACCAACUAGUUUAUUUUUACGUACUUUCGGAGUUAUAUUUACACCACUAUUAUUUACUAUAAUUUAUAAUAAAUUUAAUUGCUUUCUUGUUUUUGAAGAAAACAUAAAAUUAUGCUGACUCGGCUUACAUUUCCAUUUAAACUUUUUUUUUGCAUUCUGAAUAGCAUUUUUCAUCCCAUUAAAAACAGAUUACCUUUAUUUUCCACCGCACUUUCCACAAUUAGUUUUAAGCAUUAAUAAAAACUUGCGAUUUGCACGUUUUGACUUUUUUCCUUGUAAUAGCGUUUAAUUUUAACAACACAAUUGGUACUAUAUUUUGAAACUACUUGAUCAGAACAAUGUUUAAAAUCUAUCGGAUCUUUAGAGCAAUUGCUGUAAAUAAGAAAGUAAUUUUAAUACGAAACAAUGACCCAUCAAAGUCCUUGGAUAUCGGAUAUACUUUGCACAGAAACUAACAGAGAUGAAUAACGAAGCAGAAAUAAAGGAAAUAGACAGAAGUUGAAUUGUAACAUAGUUCGGUAUAUUUUUUGUAAUAAAAAGCAAAUUAAAACUAAA
Culex pipiens pallens (northern house mosquito) is the source of this 4140-nucleotide messenger RNA. RefSeq lists its product as uncharacterized. NCBI's taxonomy places the organism in Eukaryota, Metazoa, Arthropoda, Insecta, Diptera, Culicidae. Gene Ontology annotation, molecular function: chromatin binding. Gene Ontology annotation, biological process: mitotic sister chromatid separation; meiotic chromosome condensation. Bases 152 to 3313 code for a protein of 1053 amino acids. The transcript has 6 exons. Gene Ontology annotation, cellular component: condensin complex; nucleus. The record is from RefSeq and is a predicted model, not a curated record.